UUCAUGGAGCAAUAAUUGCUGAGUUGGUGAUGAGGUGGUUGUCAUUUAAUUAGGUUGCAUGGAGCAAUAAAUAAGUAGUCCGAUCAUUACACUUAUGUUGAUUUAAAGACAUACUAGUGUUGUUCUUUCAGUGUCUUUGUUAUCAAUGGAGUAUACUCUGCCAGCAUCCUUCCUUUUCUUGCUUCCAUUCUUCUUACUCAUCCUCAAACAAUUCAUACCAAAAUCUCGAAAUCUUCCACCAGGACCUCGACCAUGGCCAGCAAUAGGAAAUAUUCUCCAGAUUGGGAAAAAGCCUCAUAUUUCCAUGGCAGAAUUUGCAAAAAUUCAUGGCCCCUUGAUUUCUGUAAGGCUGGGAACUCAGCUGGUUAUCGUUGCUUCAUCCCCUGAUUCUGCAACCGAAAUCCUCAAGACUCAAGAUCGUCUGCUCGCAGCACGGUCUGUGCCUAAAGCUGCUCCAUAUGAACCCUCUAAUAUUGAUCAACACUCAAUUAUCUGGUCCAGUGAUUUGACCAAUCACUGGAAGUUCCUACGGGCAUUUUGUCGGACACAUUUGUUCUCGCCCAAAGCGAUCGAGUCACAGGCUGCUAUGAGGGAGAAAAAAAUGUCUAAAAUGAUAGAAUUUCUAAGGUCCAGGAAAGGGAAAACAGUGAAGAUUUCUGAAAUUCUGUUUGGUACGGUUUUGAACACGUUGCGGAACCUUUUCUUUUCAAGCGAUUUAUGUGAUUUGGAUUAUGAAGGGAACACCAGUGGGAUCAAACAUGUUAUUAGAAAAUAUGUAGAAUUGGGAGCUAUGCCAAAUAUAUCGGACUUCUAUCCUGUAUUUGAUGCUCUGGAUAUGCAGGGUUUGAGAAAGCAGGCUAAGAUAUAUCAGGAUCAAUUGAUCAACAUCUGGAGUGAUUUUGUGAAGGAAAAAAGGCAGGCAAUUAAUCGUGAAAAUCAAGAUUUUUUGGAUGUCAUGAUUGAUGGUGGAUUCUCAGAUUUAAAGAUCAAUAUGUUAUUGAUAGAACUAAUCGCUGCGGGUAGUGACACUACUACCUCAACAAUUGAAUGGGCAAUGGCAGAACUGCUAAGAAACAAGGACGCUAUGCACAAACUUCGAGCUGAGCUCCGAAGUAAGAUAGGGGGCAAAGAUAUUAUCACAGAAUCAAACAUCAGUGAACUUCCAUACUUGGCUGCUUGUGUAAAGGAGACAUUGCGAAUCCAUCCGGCUACACCCUUUUUGAUUCCUCGUCGUGCUCCUGAGACGUGUAAGAUUAUGAAUUACACCAUCCCAAAGAACUCGAGGUUGUUUGUGAACGGUUGGGCAAUAGGGCACGACCCUAAGACGUGGGAAGAUCCAUUAUCUUUCAGGCCCGAGCGAUUUCUUGACUCCAAUGUGGACUUCAGGGGUCAACAUUUUGAGUUUAUACCAUUUGGUGCAGGUAGGAGAAUAUGCCCUGGCUUACCCUUUGCUAGACAACAGGUUCACUUGAUUUUAGCUAGUUUGAUCCAUUACUUUGAGUGGUCACUUCCCAAUGGUGAGGAUCCAAUGCAGUUAGAUAUGGAAGAGAAGUUUGGUGUUACUCUACAGAAAGAAAAACCUCUACUAGUUGUUCCUAUAUAACAUGUAUCAUUUUUUCUCCAUAUAUAAUAUGUACCUUCAUUAACUCAUGAAAACUAGUUACCCGAAAUUGGUGAUUCCUUACUGUCUUU
This is a messenger RNA of Lycium ferocissimum, 1692 nucleotides long. RefSeq names its product probable (S)-N-methylcoclaurine 3'-hydroxylase isozyme 2. The record is from RefSeq and is a predicted model, not a curated record. NCBI's taxonomy places the organism in Eukaryota, Viridiplantae, Streptophyta, Magnoliopsida, Solanales, Solanaceae. Bases 146 to 1603 code for a protein of 485 amino acids. Gene Ontology annotation, molecular function: monooxygenase activity; iron ion binding; oxidoreductase activity, acting on paired donors, with incorporation or reduction of molecular oxygen. The transcript has 2 exons.